This is a messenger RNA of Rotaria sp. Silwood1, 375 nucleotides long. Lineage: Eukaryota; Metazoa; Rotifera; Eurotatoria; Philodinida; Philodinidae. The record is from the annotation of a GenBank genome assembly.
AUGAAAUCCUUACCGAAAACAGAUACUCAUUCAUCUAAUCCGGCAUUUCAAGGUCUCAAUGCAACACCGCUCGGUUUAUGUGCGUUUGCUUUAACAACAUUUGUUGCUUCAAUGUAUCUGUGUGGAAUAUCGGUACCGGUUGAUGCAUCUAUUGGUGUUGUAAUGGGUCUAGCUCUAUUCUAUGGUGGAGCUACUCAACUUUUGGCUGGUUUUCUCUCAUUUCGUGAAGGAAACACCUUUGGUGCUUUGGCAUUUUGUUCCUAUCAGAGACCUAAUCAAGUUUACAAUACGAUGAGUGGUGAAAAAUGUUUUAAACAACAUGUUGAUAAAUAUUUUUCAGCACUGAACUCGGAAACAAUAUCAUUAUUAUCAUAA